Molecule: messenger RNA, 783 nt
Organism: Cyclocybe aegerita
Lineage: Eukaryota; Fungi; Basidiomycota; Agaricomycetes; Agaricales; Hemipholiotaceae
Source: the annotation of a GenBank genome assembly
AUGGGGCCCGGGGUCUUGAGAGUGAAAGUGGGAUUGGGAGUUGCAUCCUCCGCGUCCGAACCCGACUCCGAGCUCCAGCGCGUAGUAUCCGAACAUGAAGCCGAAGACGAAGACGACACACGAUUCCACCUAUCCUCAACAUUAGCACCUAAACCACCUACACCACCCUGUAAACGGUCAUCCAACUCCGAUAUUACCGCUCUGCCCCCUUCUCCGUCCUUUCCGCUCUCCUUGCGAAAACACCAACACCAACACCAACGCAGCGCACUGCGACGUCUCACCCUCGACUCCACCCCGCUCGCUCCCCUCCUCGUGCUGACAACCCUCAACGCCAAAAAGCGAUCGCGAUCGACCUGCGCUCGACCCUCCUGGACUGUGUCGGGGAGGGGUUGGAGGACCUGGAGCGGCGUGCUCACUGCCCGAAGAGAUCAAACGAGCUCGAGUAGGACGUCGAGCCAAACUCUCAACCUCACCCCCCUGCGCCUCUUGUGUCACCCAGCCGGAAUCGUCCCUGCAGAGUUUGCACCAGCUCUCCGCCUGCGGUCGUCUCAGCCUCCGUCUCCCUUUUCGUCUUCCCCUACGUCUUCCCCCGCACCUCUCAGCGCCUGGUCUACUUCACCGGCUCCUAUACCGACACCUUCUUCGUCUUCCACACCUUCUUCGUCUUCCACACCCUCUACCUCUCCCACAACCCCUCCACCCACCCCUUCCCACCUCCCCCUGGUCCACAAGUACUCGGCACCACGCUCGCCCUCCCGCAACUCCGCUCCCUCAAGCGCGUAG